CCUUCUUCUCAAUAUCACUCUCUCUCUCUACUUUCUCUCUCUAACUAGCGGCAUCAGAAACCCUUUCUUCAGAGGUCUUAACAAUGGGUCAAGCACUCUGCUGUGUUCAAGUUGACCAGUCAACCGUUGCUAUGAAGGAACAUUUCGGUAAAUUUGAUUCUGUUCUUGAUCCUGGCUGUCACUGCUUGCCAUGGUGUUUCGGUUACCAGAUGGCCGGUACCCUUUCACUUCGUGUGCAACAGCUAGAUGUUCGUUGCGAAACAAAAACUAAGGACAAUGUUUUCGUGACUGUGGUGGCUUCCAUCCAAUACCGAGCUGUGGCACAAAAUGCGUCUGAUGCAUUUUAUAAGCUCACUAACACAAAGGCACAGAUCCAGUCGUAUGUUUUUGAUGUCAUCAGAGCCAGUGUGCCGAGAUUGUUAUUGGAUUCUGUCUUUGAACAAAAGAAUGAAAUAGCCAAAGCUGUGGAGGAAGAACUCGAAAAGGCCAUGUCUGCUUACGGGUUCGAAAUCGUCCAGACCCUAAUUGUUGACAUUGAACCAGACGUUCAUGUCAAACGAGCCAUGAACGAAAUCAACGCAGCUGCUAGGAUGAGGGUAGCUACAAACGAGAAGGCCGAAGCAGAGAAGAUUCUCCAAAUCAAGAAAGCCGAGGGCGAAGCAGAGUCAAAGUACCUGUCUGGACUUGGUAUUGCUCGACAGAGGCAAGCGAUUGUGGAUGGGCUUCGAGACAGUGUGCUGGCAUUCUCGGAGAAUGUACCCGGUACAAGUGCAAAGGAUGUAAUGGACAUGGUUCUCGUGACUCAGUACUUUGACACAAUGAAGGAAAUCGGAGCUUCAUCAAAGACUAGUGCCGUUUUUAUCCCACAUGGACCUGGUGCUGUUAAAGACAUCACCUCGCAGAUUCGCGAGGGUCUUCUUCAAGGUCAGAGUGUUGUUGAUCAGUAGUCAGAGACUUUUAGGAGAAAUUUGCUUUCGGACUUUAUUUUCGAGAUGGCUUUUGUGUAACUAGUUUACUUUUAAGGGUUGGAGUUAUUUUUGUUUAUAAUUAGGCUAGUGAGAUUGUGUGAUUGGAUUGUCUGCAUAUGUUGAUGAAGCUAGGUUUUCUUUUGUUCUCCUCUUUUA
Messenger RNA from Erythranthe guttata (spotted monkey flower), 1124 nucleotides. Its product is annotated as hypersensitive-induced response protein 1. Lineage: Eukaryota; Viridiplantae; Streptophyta; Magnoliopsida; Lamiales; Phrymaceae. Gene Ontology annotation, cellular component: mitochondrion. The record is from RefSeq and is a predicted model, not a curated record.